AUGUUACAAGACUUGCUCCAUAAUGCUCCUAAUCUAGAAACUCUUGUUGUUACUAAGUGGCACAACGUAGGAAAUAUUUAUCCUUCCUCAUUCCAGAAUUUGGUCCAACUGGACUUUAAUGUUACUGAUUGUAACUGGCCAAUGUUACAAGACUUGCUCCAGAAUGCUCCUAAUCUAGAAACUCUUGUUGUUACUAAGGAGCCACAAUAUGAUCGUGACUAUCUGUCAUCACAUCUUACAAGUUUUUAUUAUGGAGGAUUUGAAGGUUUGAAAGAUGAAGAGGAAUUUGUAAAAUAUAUUCUAAAGGAGGCAAGAGUUUUGAAGACAGCAACAAUUCAAGUUUAUAGAGGAAAGUCGAAGGAAAAUGUUCUUGAGAAACUUGCCCAAUGA
Molecule: messenger RNA, 390 nt
Organism: Quercus robur (English oak)
Lineage: Eukaryota; Viridiplantae; Streptophyta; Magnoliopsida; Fagales; Fagaceae
Exons: 3
Coding region: 1-390 (129 amino acids)
Source: RefSeq, a predicted model, not a curated record